Messenger RNA from Ipomoea nil (Japanese morning glory), 1464 nucleotides. Its product is annotated as protein STRICTOSIDINE SYNTHASE-LIKE 2-like. The record is from RefSeq and is a predicted model, not a curated record. Lineage: Eukaryota; Viridiplantae; Streptophyta; Magnoliopsida; Solanales; Convolvulaceae. The transcript is spliced from 3 exons. Gene Ontology annotation, molecular function: strictosidine synthase activity. The coding region runs from base 40 to 1182 and encodes 380 amino acids. Gene Ontology annotation, biological process: biosynthetic process.
CACCUAUGAAAUGCCAAUUCCUCUCUUAGUUCAUUCAUCAUGGGCUCUCCUACAAAAUCCUCAACUCUUAAGCUCAUUGCUCCUGCGUCCAUUCCUCUUCUCGUAGCAAUCAUCCUCUUCUCUUCUUAUGGAACCCCAAAACAUUCAUCGUCCGACAGAGGAUUUGGUGAUGACAAACAAGUGAUCCCAAUCGUCGGCGCGGUCGGGCCGGAGAGCUUCGCGUUCGACCCCAACGGCGGCGGCCCUUAUACUGGCGUGUCCGACGGCCGGAUUAUCAAGUGGCAGCGCAACGAAAGCCGGUGGGUUGAUUUCGCCGUUACGUCGCCGGAGAGAAAUGGGUGUGGAGGUGCAGGAGAUGAUAGUGCGAGGGAGCACGUAUGUGGGCGGCCAUUGGGCCUCCAUUUUGACCAAAAGAAUGGACAUCUUAUGGUUGCAGAUGCCUAUUUUGGCCUUCUUACCGUGACACCAAAUGGUGGCAUUGCAACUCCGGUUGCUAAACAGGCCGAAGGAGUCUCCUUUGGAUUCACCAACUCUUUGGACAUUGAUCAGGCAACUGGAGUCGUCUUUUUCACCGAUAGCAGCACCAAAUACCAAAGAAGGAAUUAUAUUUCUGCGAUAGUUAGCGGUGACGAAACGGGGAGGCUAAUGAAAUACGAUCCAGAAAGCAAGCAAAUCUCCGUCAUUCUCCGAAACCUCAAGUUCCCCAACGGCGUGUCACUAAGCAAAGACGGCGACUUUCUCCUCGUCGCAGAAACCACGACAUGCAGGAUACUGAAACUGUGGCUCAAAGCUCCAAAAACAGGGGAAGUAGAAACCAUAGCCGAACUCCCAGGAUUCCCAGACAACAUUAAAAGGAACGACAGAGGCGAGUUCUGGGUGGGAGUUCAUUCCAGGAGGAGGACAUUCAUGAAAUGGGCAUUGUCAAAAUUUUGGGUUGGGAAUGCUUUGGUCAAACUUCCGUUUGAUCUUACCAAGGCUUAUUCGUAUCUGGGCAGUGUUGUUGGUGGAUAUGGGUUUGGAGUGAGGAUGAAUGGAAAUGGAGAUGUUUUGGAGGUUUUGGAAGGUAGUGUUAAUGGGAGAAGAUGGAAGUAUGUGAGUGAGAUUGAGGAAGAAGAUGAUGGGAAUUUGUGGAUAGGAUCUGUGAAAAUGCCAUUUGCAGUUAAAGAAAAGAUAUCAACAUAGGUGUGACAUUAUUAUUACUACGGAGUAUUUAUUAAUCUUGGUUGCUCUAUACAUUAUUCCCAAAAUGUUGAAUUUCCCAAUCCAAGGACUUCCAACUCCCGGUCCGACAAAAUAACGGCGAAGAUGUAAAUCAUGAUAACUAAGCUGAACACAGAUACUAAAUAUUUAUUUACUGCAUAAACUUCAUCCCUAUGACCAACUGAGUUAUCAAUGGGGCCGUGUUGCUUUAUACAUAUUUGCACUAGUAGUACGCCCUGAGAUGGUGGAUUGCCAAUUGCCAAA